UUCAGCCUCGUUCUGUUUCCAGUCAACAUUAGCGUUCCAAUAUCAGGUCUAAUAAUAAUACAUACUCUUCUGCUCAGGAAUAUCGGUGGUUGGUAUCUAUUGAGAACCAGACGCAACCUACGCAUCGCUCUACACCCACUUGGAACGUCUCCUGUUACCUACGUGACCAAAUAGCCCAUUGGAUACCACGAGGACGUUGCGACCUACCGGUCAAAUUAACGCAGAUUAGAUACUCAUUACAAACAUACUUGUGGAAUUCUAUGCCAGUCACCAUCUCGGUCGCAGCACUAUCCAAGAUAUAAGGCCCAACGUGCGGGGUGACUUUCGCACGCGAACAGAGUGACGACGGGAUGAACGUGUCGGAUACAGCCAUGGCGCCACAGCAGGGAGCAUAUGCGGACAUGAAUGAUGCAGAGGGGAAUAUUUCUGCUCCACCAAAGCCGUUUGUCAAGGUGGAUGAUCCACCUAAAUUUGACUUAGAGUCUUACAUAGCGAAUUACACUGGCAGAACCAGAUUCAGUAGACUAUACCUCAUAGGCACUUGCUCGACACACCUUUCCACGGAAGCCCUGAAGCUUGCUGUUGCGGAGGCCAAAUCUGGUAAAGACGUCGGUCGCUACGAACGUGCGGUCCGAGCUCUAGCAGAAGUUGUCCCGAAUGACAAUGAAGCGACUUUGGAUACAAAAUGGGUGGAGAAUAUGCGAAAGGUAGUCUCGGCUGAAACUGACCGCUUGGAGCAUGAGCUACGGGGAUACAAGAAUAAUCUGAUUAAAGAGAGCAUAAGGAUGGGCAAUGAAGAUCUCGGACUGCAUUAUCACCAAAUUGGACAAUUAGCGCCGGCAUCCAAAGCCUAUUCCCACAUGAGGGAAUUCUGUACGACUCCGGGACAUGUAGCGUCCAUGUUGUUCAAGAUCAUCAACGUUGCAAUUGAACGUGGGGAUUGGCUAAGCGUCCAAUCGAAUGUGAAUCGGUUGCGCAAUUUGCAGUCCAAACCGGAAGAGCAAGCGAGACAUCAGCCCAAGAUUUCUGCGGCGUUAGGCCUGUCCCAAUUACAUUCGGAAUUAUAUUUGGAAGCGGCGAACAGCUUCUUGUCUGUCGACCCUAGCUUGGCAUAUACAUACAAUGAAGUACUCACACCCAACGACGUGGCCGUAUAUGGCGGGCUCUGCGCCCUCGCAUCGAUGGACCGGAGUGAACUUCAGCGUCAUGUGCUGGAAAACAACUCGUUCCGCAAUUUCCUCGAGUUGGAACCACAUAUCCGACGCGCUAUUUCGUUCUUCUGCAAUUCAAAAUUCCGCCCCUGUUUGGAUAUCCUCGACGCCUACCGGGCAGACUACCUUCUCGACCUGCAUCUCCAGCGACACUUUGAAGCCCUCUACUCCCAAAUCCGCACCAAGUCCAUCCAACAAUAUCUUGUCCCUUUCAGUCUUGUUAGCCUCGAUUCUAUGGCCAAAAUCUUCGCUCCUACUGUGAUGGGAGGACAGGCACAGCCGCUAGAUUCCCAAUCACCCUUGGUGCAGGAGUUGAUUGAGCUCAUCAGGGAUGGCACUUUGGAAAUGCGGAUCGACCUGGAAAAGGGAGUGCUGGUAUCGAAUCAAACUGAUCUACGCACGGACGUGCAGCAGGCUGCCCUGGAUAGCGUGCAGGAGUAUAUUCGCGAGGCCCAUAUCCGAUUACUCCGAACCAAUAUUCUACAUGCGGGAUUGGAAGUGCGGCCGAUCCGGGACGACAGGAGGGGUGGACUCGAAGAGCGGCUUGGUAGCAGGGGAUUGGCUGCGUUAGAAGGAAAGUUGGGUCGUGGAUCCGGCAUGUCAGGGUAAGCAACAACGGCUAUGAAUGAAUGGCAAUUGAAAUUGAUGACAUCCGGGGGUAAUGGAGACCUACUCCACAGUGUGGGUUUGAUCUGCUCCAAUUUUAAGAAGGGGCUAGACAAACAUCGAAUACCCAGCCCACAAAAAAAGGUCUGCCUCAUACUGGCGGAGACAUCUCAAUUCCAGUCAUAGAAGAAUUAAUGUUCGGAUUUGAAUCAAGCAUCGAGUCAGUAGCAUUAGUCAACGGUACGAACCGGUUUCAUCACUUCCUCGGGCUUGCUCCCUCAUGGUUCUUUCGUAACUAUUUAUCUAACUAGCAGGGAAAAGAGUGAAUUUGGAAUUCGAAUUGCUAUUCAUGGGUCGUUUUGUGUAGAAGAUAUAUACAGCGGUUGGAGUUGAAGGGUGAAUUGUUUCCAACGAUGAAAGUAGAGACAAGCUUGCAAAUCUCUAUCAAUAAAUGCCGCUCAAACUACGGCUAGAAUUGAC
Molecule: messenger RNA, 2297 nt
Organism: Monascus purpureus
Lineage: Eukaryota; Fungi; Ascomycota; Eurotiomycetes; Eurotiales; Aspergillaceae
Source: the annotation of a GenBank genome assembly